AUGUCAUCUUUUACAGGUAAUUCUGCUGAAGUAUCAUUAGACGUUUUCGAUGCAACGUAUAUCUUUAAGAAGAAACCAAUAAAUCAGACUGCAAUAAAUUCUACUGCUAUAAUUCAAAAGAAUCAUCUGUAUGAAAGUGAUUUAACAAGUGACGUUGAUAUUACUUUAAAUUCAUCCAUUAUUAUAAAUCAGGUAGACACAGCCACAGAGAAUUUAUUGUGUGAUAGUAAUUCUACUGCAAUACUUCAUAAGAAUCAUCUACAUGAAGGUGAUUUAACAAGAGAUAUUGAUAUUGAUUUAAAUUCAUCCAUUUCUAUAAAUCAGAUAUGCCCAGCCACAGAGAAUGUAUUGGAAGCUGAAUCUCUAGAAAAAACAUCAGAUGGCAAAAAAAUUUCACGAAAGUGGUUAUCAGUCCUCUGUAUUGAUAAUGAACUCAAAGCUUUAUACUGUCCGUUUUGUAUUGCAUUCAGUUCAUCUCCUACUACAUUUUCUAAUGGGUGUAAUAAUUUUAAACAUAUCCAUGAAGUUGUUAAAAUACAUGAAGAAUCGUUAAAACACAGGCAUUCAGUAGAAGCCUAUAUUCAAUUGUCAAAUGAUAAGUCUGUUGAAUUUGGUAUUAAUAACAAUUUAAUGGCAUUAAAAAAAAGUCAAAUACAAGAUAAUAUCAAUGUUAUAAGUGAAGUUUUUGAAAUAGUUAAAUUUCUUGGUCGUCAAAAUUUACCAUUUAGAGGUCCUAGAAACUCUGAAAGUCUGUAUAAGUGGAACGAUGAAGACAAUUUAAACAAAGGCAAUUUUUUGGAGUUGGUUAAAUUUACAGCCAAACGGGAUGCUACAUACAAACAUUUGAAUGCGGCUAUAAAAAACAGCAAACGCAGAAAAGACAAUUUGGAAAAAAAAUCAUUAAUUUCUUGUGGCAGGGGUUCACUUGUAACUUUAUUGUCUAAAACUACUGUGAAUAAAGUUAUUUUAUCUAUCGUGAAAUCGAUAAGAGAUAAAAUUAAAUUAGAAUUAGGUGAACAAAAUUUUAGUUUACAGUACAUUACACAAGAUGUUGGUGUUGUAGAUCAGGCAGCAGUAUGCAUCCGGUACAUUUAUGAAGGAGAAGUAAAAGAAAGGUUAUUUGCUUUAUUAAAAGUUGUCGAUGCAUCAGGAAAUGGCUACUAUGAUAUGUUAAAAAAACUUUUUUCUGAACAUUUCAUUAAUUUUAAUCAUACUAUUGGUGAAUCAUUUGAUGGAGCAGCUAAUAUGAGAGGGGAGUAA
This is a messenger RNA of Hydra vulgaris (swiftwater hydra), 1260 nucleotides long. The record is from RefSeq and is a predicted model, not a curated record. NCBI's taxonomy places the organism in Eukaryota, Metazoa, Cnidaria, Hydrozoa, Anthoathecata, Hydridae.